Scutellospora calospora is the source of this 397-nucleotide messenger RNA. Lineage: Eukaryota; Fungi; Glomeromycota; Glomeromycetes; Diversisporales; Gigasporaceae. The record is from the annotation of a GenBank genome assembly.
AUGGAAGAAAUGUGUAUUUUGGUUGAUGAAAAUGAUAAUAAACUGGGAGCUGAUACUAAAAAAAAUUGUCAUCUUAUGGAAAAUAUUAAUAAAGGACUUCUUCAUCGUGCAUUUUCUGUUUUCCUUUUUAAUUCGGAGAAUAAAUUAUUAUUACAACAACGUUCCAAUAGUAAGAUUACAUUUCCAGAUUUAUGGACAAAUACUUGUUGUUCUCAUCCUUUAAAUACUCCACUUGAAUUGGAUGAAGAUAAUCAAAUUGGUGUUAUUCGUGCAGCUCAAAGAAAAUUACAACAUGAAUUGGGUAUUAAACCACAUCAGAUUCCUAUUGAUGAUUUCGUAUUUUUAACUAGAAUCCAUUAUUUGGCUCCAUCUGAUGGUAUCUGGGGUGAACAUGAAG